CAGUGCUCAGUGUCAAAGCACGGAGCGCUUAUCGCAGAACGCGUCAGUGAGAAUUUUUUAUAUACAUGUUGCCUUUCUCCCUGGACUUUCUGCACAGCAUUCACUUUUUGGGUUUUCAGAGUACUGCGGUCUACGAAGAAAACAUGUGCAACACAGAGGAGAGUUGUGCUGUGCUGGGCUCGAGGCAGCGGGCUCCAGGGCCUCUGUGGUGCUCCGAUGCCCCUCUCCCACUAACGAAGAUCCCGGGUGGGCGAGGGACAGGCAGGGAUCUCCCUCAUAGCGUACUGCACAAGGACGAAAAGUUGACGGUGACUCAGGCGGGGUCAGUAAAUGGAGCGCCCCCUGUCCUGCACUUCCAGUACCAGUUGAGCGAGCGACGGUUCUCCUGCUGGGACACGGUUCUGUCGGACGACGCACUUUACUUGGAAAUCCCCACUGGAGCUCUUCAUAAUGGCAGCAGAGAAGGUUUAACCAGGCUGCUGGAGUUUGCAGAGGAGCAGUUGAAAGUCAGCUAUGUGUUCCUAUGGCUUCAAAAAAACAGAGACGAUCGAUUGUCCAUCAUGAAGACCUUCCACUACAUGGGUUUUGAAGUGGUAAAACCGGGUCACCCGCUGGUGCCGGCCCGGCCUGAUCUUCUCUUUAUGGUCUAUUCCAUGGACAGCAGCAGUUCUGAUGAAGAGUGACCAUCAAACUCUCACUCACACUUAAAAUGCCCCCACCCCUCUCCCCUAAUUAUACCUCUGCAUCAGUGACUUUUAAGACAGGGGGAGGGGCAAAGCUGGGCCGACUAACACUCUGAUUGGUUCAGUUUCCAUUAUUAUCCCACCAAUCGGUUCUGAUUGGCCGUUCCAUCAGCAGAAGGUGGGUUGGUGCUAAAGCAGAAAUCCAGCAUAUCCUCUCUGUUAAUUCACACCAUAUAUCAAGCUGUCUAUACUGUUGUGUACACUAUGUAUGGAACAUUCAGAACAGGAUACAGAUUGCAGACAUGGGAGUGAUACUUUUUACAGAAGGGAAUGCAUUUGUAACUGAUUGUAGACUGUUUCCAGUGGCUGAUAAUGGUGAAACAGAAUUUCUUUUGUUUAUUCCAGAUUGGCAGUCUUCUCUGUUCUGGUUUGACUCUUCUUUAGGAGUUUCAACUGAAACUUUCACUAGUUAAUCAUUCAAUGUUCUCAGAGGAAGCGAGCUGAAUAGCUCUCAACUCUUAGUAACGAAGACUCGACUCACUUCAACAGCACAGUUAGCUUUUCAAACACUCAUUAGGAUUUAUGCUAUGUUCCAUUCAACUCAGAACAUUUGAAUUUCUAACUUCCUAUGUAGAAAAGUGCAAUAGAAUGCACUUGAAGUUGAACUUCAAACUUGGAAAAUUCUAUGAAAACUACAAUUUCAGACGCAGGGACAUGGGGAGAUGUGCAGUUAAUACUAAACAUUCACUUUUAAGCCAAUAAAACUUCCAACAGGAAAAGAGUUUCCUCAUUAUAUAAAAUGUUGCAGAACAGAUGUGUAAAACACAGUAAACGAUCCUCACUGUUGAUGAUCACACAUCUGCAUAUUACCAUUACCAUAAAUGGCUUUAAUCUUGCCAUUCAAAGAUAUUAAGUACAAAAAAUAUCUUUCAAUAUCGGAUGGAACGCAGCAUUCUAGCAUAAGUUCAUCAAAACAGUGCAUCAUUCCAGACCCCAACAAAGCACUUGAGUGUAAGUUUAGGUUGAGUUUAGUUGAUUUUUUUCUGAGUCUGGUUGUGAGGUUUGCUUUUCACAAAUUCUUUGAGUAGAAGUUGUUCAAUCAGGCCUGUUGCUUAUAUUCUUUAAAACAAAGCCAGACCUGAAAACUUCUAAAUGCAUGAGCAUGUUUGUGAUGAAAUCAUUCUAGUUUAAAAAAAUCCCGAAGGUUCUCAUUUUUAUUUAGGGAGAUGCAUAGACCAGUGGUCUUCUACAUGAGUCUUACCGUAGUCCAUCACACCUUUUGUCUUCGCCAUCCCAAACCAAACCAACAGGAAACAUGAGAGCAAACCAACCCCACCCUCUGCUCCUCUGGGGCUUUAACACAAGCACUUUCGGAAAACACGAGCAAUUCAGCCCACGGUGCAUCACACAUCCGUUACAGAGAGAUGCACUUUGAGCCGUCAAGAUGUCUUGCAGUGUUUAGUGAACUUGACAUACUUGCCAAAGAUAAUGGUCUCCAUUCAAAGAGAACGCCUCACGUUUCAUUCAGAUAAGAAUGGUGAGCCUACCGUAGCAGCACCUUCAGAUAGCAGGCUUGGUCCUGGCGCAGUCAGGUAUAACAUGCAGAAACAUUCCCUGAAACGGAAGCCUUUGAUUCUUGGUCGUCUCUGUGGAAAUUAGGUGCAAUUAAUUCAGUUCUGUAUACUUCUCAGCAGGGUGGCCUUUAGGUUUUGCAUGUGUAAAUAGAUCUUAUCCUUCCUCAUGGGCUGUGACAAUAAGCUUUUAGAGAAUGUUUUUUGUUCAUCCACUUAAAUGUUAUUUUUAUCUAUAUGAUUUAUUUUGUCUAUACUGAUUGAUUUUUUGUAGUGUAGAAUUUAGAGUAAAUCCAUUUAAUGACAAUCUACACUUGUAUACCUUGAACUUUUUCCUUAUGUCCAAAUAAAAGAAAACUUCAUGA
Molecule: messenger RNA, 2619 nt
Organism: Sinocyclocheilus rhinocerous
Lineage: Eukaryota; Metazoa; Chordata; Actinopteri; Cypriniformes; Cyprinidae
Product: ornithine decarboxylase antizyme 2-like
Biological process (GO): positive regulation of protein catabolic process
Cellular component (GO): cytoplasm; nucleus
Molecular function (GO): ornithine decarboxylase inhibitor activity
Source: RefSeq, a predicted model, not a curated record